AUGGUCGAGAAGCCGGAGACUGAGAGGGUUGAAGAAACCACCACGGUCGACGACAAGGAUGAGGCCAACAGCAAGGGACAGCCGCUCAUGCGGUCGGAGCUUGACAAUCUCAGUAUCUGGGAAAGUCUGCGGCGAUACAAGGUGGUGACCACGAUUGCCAUGGUGGCUGCCUUCAAGAUCAACCUGAACGGCGGGCUCGUCUCCAAUAAGGGUUUCAUCCGACAAAUGACCGAUCCGGAGACGUCGAUCAUUGAGGGAAACCGAUCGAUACGGACGCAAGGUCGCUCUUUAUAUCAUCUUCCUCGCCUUUGUGAUAGACUCAAGCUGACUGGUUGGAGCUGGUUCGUCAUCGGCCAGCUCUUCGCCUCCGUUGCCCUAGACCGUCUAAACGCCUCGGAUCCUUAUAAUUUCCGGACACCGAUUUACACACAGGGGAUAAUGACCGCUACAAUCGCCACAGAACGCAGCAUCGCUGCCCGAGACAAACAACAAGGCAGAUGGGCAGUCUUCCAAGGGCGGAAUCUCCUUCGGUUUAUUAUCGCCGGCUGGCCCAAGAUCACGCAACAGUUUGUGGGACUGUCAGUGUUUAACAGUAAUGUCACUUAUUUUUAUCUUCUUCGCUUGUCUCGCUACCUUUUCGACAACCGCUUCGCCGCUACCGGGUCGAUCUCCGUCGUGAUCGCGUGGUUUAUUUUGCCUGAGGUCACUAGGCGGACGCCGGCGGAGAUUGACGAGCUGUUUGAGAAGAAAGUUAAACUGCGCAAGUUUGAUAAGUACGUGACUGACGUGCAGAUCAAUGCGGCUGGGCAGGAGAAAGGGGAUGGAACGGCAUAA
This is a messenger RNA of Aspergillus nidulans FGSC A4, 834 nucleotides long. RefSeq lists its product as uncharacterized. The record is from RefSeq and is a predicted model, not a curated record. Lineage: Eukaryota; Fungi; Ascomycota; Eurotiomycetes; Eurotiales; Aspergillaceae. The transcript is spliced from 8 exons. Bases 1 to 834 code for a protein of 277 amino acids.